Messenger RNA from Lolium perenne, 3228 nucleotides. RefSeq lists its product as uncharacterized. Gene Ontology annotation, cellular component: plasma membrane. The record is from RefSeq and is a predicted model, not a curated record. NCBI's taxonomy places the organism in Eukaryota, Viridiplantae, Streptophyta, Magnoliopsida, Poales, Poaceae. Gene Ontology annotation, molecular function: protein binding.
GCGGACGGCGGAUUCCACACCUGUACCUACCGGUGAAUUUAAAAUCGCCGCUUUCCCCUCCACCAUCCCCCAGCAAAGACUUGUGGGAUAAAAAGACGACUUGGUUAAAGAGAUAAGAGAGAAGCGGUUUAGGAGCAAACCAAGCUCGUACACGUACUUCAUCCAACUAUCAAACCACAAAGCUCAGCAAGAUGGAGAGAAUCAAUGUAGAAGAAGCUGCGGCUGGCAAGAUCAAUUCCCUGCUGCUGGAUUCGGCGCGCGUUGGCUCCUGGGUGGCGCUGGACUUCCUUCUGAAGCAUGAUCCGCCAAUGAUGAUUCGUACCGAAGAAUUUCUUGCGUUGGUAGCGAGUGCCAACAGAAGAACUGCUGCUCCUGAUGUGGACCCGGGCAUCGACCAGGAGCCUGCUUCCCUUGCAGCAGGAGCACUCCUACAGGGGGUCCUGGAAGCUGAUGUUGGCGACAUCAAACCCCCGCUGCUGCUAUCGGCGCGCGUGGGCUCCUGGAAGGCGCUGAAACUGCUCUUCGACCGGGAAGACCCACAAGAUCCACCAAUGGUGAUUCCUUCUGAAGAAUUUCUUGCGUCGCUAGUGAUAGCCAAGGGAAGCGUCCCGGUUCCGGUUCCAGCUGCUCCUGAUUCACGACAGGGCGUCCUCCGGCCUGUCUCCCUUGCAGCACGACAACUGCUCAAGGGCGUCACUCCUGAUGGGGAUAGCGUGCUACAUGUGAUCGCCACAAGUGGCGAUGACAAGGAUUUCUUGAAGUAUGCCGGUAUGAUCUGCGGCAGGGAGAGGGGCCUCCUGUUUCUGAAGAAUCGCAAUGGUGAGACACCAUUGCAUUGUGCUGACCGAGCUGGGAACUCCAAAAUGGUCUCUCAUCUUAUAGAUCUAGCUGGACGUGAAACUUCUGCUGGGGAAAUCAAUCCCCCUCUGCUGCUAUCGGCGCGCGCGGGCUCCUGGAAGGCUCUGAAACUCCUUUUCGACCGGGAUGACGCACAAUAUCCACCAAUGAUGAUUCCGACUGAGGAAUUUCUUGGGUCGCUAGUGAUAGCUGAGGAACCAGCUGCUCGUGAUCUAGAACAGGGCGUCCCCCGGCCUGUUUCCAUUGCACCACGACAACUCCUCAAGGGCGUCACUCCUGAUGGGGAUAGUGUGCUACACGCUGUCGCUGGAAGUGGGGACGGAGAGAAUUUCCUCAAGUAUGCCGCCAUGAUCUGCGGCAGGGACUGGGACCUCCUGUUUACCAAGAAUCACAAUGGUGACACACCAUUGCAUUGUGCUGCUCGAGCUGGGAACUCCAAAAUGGCUUCUUGUCUCAUGGCUCUAGCUGGGUCUGCACGCGACGACGACGGUCCUGAUGGGAAGCUCACGCUCCUGAGAAUGCAAAAUAAACGUCACGAAACGGCCCUGCACGAGGCUAUCCGAAGCGAAGACGGUAGACUUCUGGGUCCUGAGGACAGACAGGCUUUGUUUCAAGCUAACCGCCCAACAGCAGAAAAGAUUAGAGAUUUUGUACUUCAACAGAAAGGAAUGACUAUAGUCAAGCAGCUAAUGGGUGUUGAUCCCCAAUUGGCUAAUUAUCCCGCAAACGGCAUUUCACCGUUGUACCUGGCCAUCCUGCUGGAGAAGGGUACCAUUGCACUGACUCUAUAUCAGAAGAGCGGUGGCAAACUUUCCUACUCCGGAGCAGAUGGACAAAAUGCCUUGCAUGCUGCUCUUAUUCGAGACAGAGACACAGUGAUGGUGGAGCUCCUACUGGAUUGGAACAAGAAUCUUACCAUGCAAGUUGACAAAGAUGGGAGUGCACCGCUUCACUUUGCUCCAGCGAGGAACUAUUGGACUGGCUCAAUUCUGCGUAUUCAUCUCCAAAGACCAUAUAGGUAUAUUUUUCACUGGUUUCCCUGUACGUCUUCACGUACACUUGAGAAAGUAUUCAAAGCGAACCCUGCAGCAUUAUAUCAGGCAGACAAGAACGGAUUUUUCCCCAUACAUGUGGCUGCCUCUAUAAGUGCCAGAGAUGCCAUAGGAUUAUUCGUUCGGGAGUGUCCGGGUAGUGCCGGAUUGCGCGACGCUAAAGGAAAAACGUUCCUUCAUGUCGCCAUCGAGAAACGAAUACUGGGCCCAGUUUAUUAUGCAUGUGGAAAUCCAUCUUUAGCUUCGAUUCUGAAUAUGCAAGACAAUGACGGGAACACUGCAUUGCACUCAGCUAUCCAAGCUGGGAGCUUGAGGAUGUUCUGUGCUCUGUUUGGGAAUCCGGAGGUGAAUCUGAAUCUAACAAAUAACAUAGGGGAAACUCCCCGUGAUCUAUCCAGAAGUAAGCUUUGGCGUGGAAUCGGUUAUACUUUGAACUCUGAGAACAUAAUAUGCUACGCCUUGUCGUCUGUUGGGGCGAACCACGGUGCCCUUCGUCGGGAUAAGACCGAGGAAAAGUAUAGUUGCCGUACAAACCCGGAGGACGAGGACAGAGAAUCACAGAGGCUGAAAGAUGCAACACAGACGUUUAUCGUUGCUUCAGUCCUAAUAGCAACUAUGGCGUUCACUGCAACUUUUGCCAUUCCUGGAGGUUACAGAGCUGAUGAUCGUACAAAUGGAGGCACGCCAACGCUUGCUGGGGGAUAUAUUUUUGACGCGUUCAUUAUGGCCACCGCGUUAGCUUUCAUCUGCUCCCUACUAGCCACCACAGGCUUCAUGCUAGCUGGAAUUCCCAUAAUUAACUUGACCAACCGCAAAAUCUACCUUGUCACGUCCGACUUUUUCUUUUCGUGGUCGGUCACAUGCAUCUCUAUUGUUUUCGCGCUGGGUGUGUAUAUGGUGCUAGCUCCCGUUGCUCGUAGUACCGCUGUCAUCAUUUGUGUUAUUACUCCGGCCAUAUUGGUGAUAGGUAAAGAUAUGGGGUAUCUUUUUAAAAUGGCAACUCUUGCACGACCGUUAUGUGUUAGGAAAGGGCUAUUCCUAGGAAUGUUACAUUUGCUAGACGGGAUAAUAUUCAAAAUGGCAUUUGCACUUUGGCCCUUCGUAGUUAUCUUCGGUUGGGGCGGGUUGGCAAGAAUCCACCACCGCCGCUAAACCAUACAUAAGCAUGGGCUUCUCCAGAACUUGCGUCGAGUUUGUAAGACUGGUUGAAUUUGUAACUUCGUUUCUGCAAGACUGGUUGGAUUUGUAAAUUUCUUUAUGUAAGAUCGACUUGUUGAAUUUGUAAGACAUUACCAGUGUUACAAUAUUUUCCUACAUA